Messenger RNA from Zonotrichia leucophrys gambelii, 1577 nucleotides. RefSeq names its product ribosomal RNA processing 9, U3 small nucleolar RNA binding protein (gene RRP9). Gene Ontology annotation, cellular component: small-subunit processome. The coding region runs from base 1 to 1437 and encodes 478 amino acids. NCBI's taxonomy places the organism in Eukaryota, Metazoa, Chordata, Aves, Passeriformes, Passerellidae. Gene Ontology annotation, molecular function: protein binding; U3 snoRNA binding. The transcript is spliced from 15 exons. The record is from RefSeq and is a predicted model, not a curated record.
AUGGCGGCGGCGGCGGGCGGCAGGCGGGCUAAGGCCCCGCGCGGGGCGGCGGCGCGGCGGCGGCCACGGCCGGCGGCACCGGGCGCCGAUGGGAGACCGCGGGCGACGGCCGGUCGGCCCGCCGACGAGGAAGUGUCCAGUGAUUCCGAGACAGAGAGCCCGUUGUUGGGGCGGCGGCGGCGAGAGGCAGCGGAGGAGGAGGUGGAGGAGACGCCGCAGGAGAAGAAGCUGCGCUUGGCCAAGCAGUACCUGGAGGAGCUCCGGCAGCUCGAGGAGGAGCGGGCGGAGGACGAGGAGGAGCUGGAGCCGGCGGAUCUCAUCGGCGACCGCCUGAAGGAGGACGUGCUGGAGCAGAGAGGCCGGCUGCAGCGCCUGGUCGCCAAAGAUGUACAGCCCCCAGAUCCAGCCAGGAUCCGUGUGCUGCGGGGACACCAGCUGCCCGUUACCUGCCUCGUCAUCUCUCCUGAUGACAAAUUCAUUUUUUCUGCUUCCAAGGAUGGCUCCCUCAUCAAAUGGGAGGUGGACAGUGGGAAGAGGCUGUGCGUGGUGCCUGGGGGGAAGAAGGGCACGGAGGAGCGGCACAUGGGGCACGCGUCCCAGGUCCUUUGCAUGGCCAUUUCAUCGGACGGCAAGUACCUGGCUACGGGAGACAGGAACAAGCUGAUCAUGAUCUGGGAUGCCGCCACCUGCAAGCGCCUGCACAUCUUCACGGGGCACCGUGACGCCGUCUCGGGCCUGUCCUUCCGAAAGGGCACGCACCAGCUGUACAGCGCUUCCCACGACCGCUGCGUCAAGGUCUGGGACGUGGCUGAGAACGCAUACGUGGAGACCCUGUUUGGACACCAGGACGUCAUCACAGGGCUGGACAGCCUGAGCCGGGAGUGCUGUGUGACCGCGGGGGGACGGGACGGCACCGUGCGGCUCUGGAAGAUCCCUGAGGAGUCACAGCUCGUCUUCUCUGGGCACCAGGGCUCCAUCGACUGUAUCCAGCUCAUCAACGAGGAGCACAUGGUGUCUGGUGCAGAUGAUGGGUCUGUAGCCCUGUGGGGGCUGACGAAGAAGAAGCCGCUGGCGCUGGCUCGGCAGGCGCACGGUGAGCACGGCACCGAGGGCCUGCAGCAGCCCUGCUGGGUCUCAGCCGUGGCUGCCCUGCGCAACAGUGACCUCCUGGCCACAGGGUCCCACAGCGGCUGCGUGAAGCUCUGGAAGUGUGGGGAAGGAUUUCGGAAACUGGAGCACCUCUUGGACAUCCCCUUGGUGGGUUUUGUCAACAGCCUCAAGUUCUCAGCAGCUGGUGACUUCCUGGUGGCUGGCAUCGGGCAGGAGCACCGGCUGGGACGGUGGUGGAGAAUCAAAGAAGCCAAAAACAGUGUCUGCAUCAUCCCCCUGAAACAGAAGACCACAGCCUCCAGCCCUGAAUCCCCGGGCAGCUCCUAGCCCUCUGUCCCUGGAGCCACUGGAGCAGGUCACUCUGUCCCUGGAGCUGUGCCCCCCAUCCCUGGUGCAGCCACCACCGUGCUCAGCAGGAUGUGAGUGGGGGUUGUCACACGGCCCCGAUUCUGCUGGCCCCCAUGUCU